This is a messenger RNA of Bufo bufo (common toad), 403 nucleotides long. RefSeq names its product pterin-4-alpha-carbinolamine dehydratase-like. The record is from RefSeq and is a predicted model, not a curated record. The transcript is spliced from 4 exons. Lineage: Eukaryota; Metazoa; Chordata; Amphibia; Anura; Bufonidae. Gene Ontology annotation, biological process: tetrahydrobiopterin biosynthetic process. Bases 1 to 357 code for a protein of 118 amino acids. Gene Ontology annotation, molecular function: 4-alpha-hydroxytetrahydrobiopterin dehydratase activity.
AUGGCCCCAGUUCCGAAAAUCACGAAAAUUUUUGUCUUCGGUUUUGCAGGAAAGGCUCACAGACUCAGUGGAGAGGAGCGAGAUCAGCUCCUGCCUAACCUGAGGGCAGUUGCGUGGAAUGAAUUGGAUGGCAGAGAUGCAAUUUGCAAAGAAUUCCAUUUCAAGGACUUCAACAGGGCUUUUGGAUUCAUGACCAGAGUUGCAUUACAAGCUGAAAAGUUAGAUCCCCAACCUGAAUGGUUUAAUGUCUACAAUAAGGUUCAUAUCACCCUGAGCACUCAUGAAUGUGGAGGUCUUUCCGAGAGGGAUAUUAACCUGGCCAGUUUUAUUGAGCAAGUUGCAGCCACUCUGUCUUAACAAGAGGUGGCAGCACUGCCAUGCAACUAGAUGUCCAAAGGAGGAA